UUGCUCUCUUUUGCUAAUAUUACCAUUUUUGAAACACUGCAUUUCUUACACAUUUCAAAAAGUUUACAACUUUGAGCAAAAAAAGGAAAACAAAAAAGAAAAAAAAAUCAAUCUUGAACUUUGUUGUUCUGUUCUUGAAUUUGUAUUUGAUGAUGAUUUCAUAACCAUGUAGAUAAAGGGUGUUUGAUUAUCACAGAAAAGAUUCAAUUUUUUUUUAUUUUACAAAAAAAAAAAAAUUCAAAUUUUUUUAUUGGGGAAGAUGAGUGUUUCUUUGAGUGUAAUGACUUUUAAUCUUCUUGAAGAUCAGUUAGAGGACAGUCCAAAUUCAUGGGAAAAGAGGAAAGAUUUGUGCAUAAGUGUUAUUACAAGUUAUUCUCCUAUGAUUCUCUGUACCCAACAAGGUGUGAAGUCACAGUUGGACUAUAUUCAGCAGUGCUUGCAAGGUUAUGAACAGUUUGGAAUAUCAAGGAAAGGAGCUGAAGACACUUCUGAUCAGCACUGUACCAUUUUUUAUGACAAGGAUAAGGUCGAGCUUUUAGAAGGGGGAACAUUUUGGUUGUCUGAAUCACCUUCGGUGCCUGGAAGUAUGUCUUGGGGUUCUACAGUACCGUGCACCGCAACAUGGGCGAUAUCCUUUUGAUCUAUUUAAUUUACUUGUCAUUUCCCCUUCAUCUUUGUUCUUUUAGGAGUUGUUUGGUCGUUUGUUAAUAAGGAAAUUAUCCAUGUACUAAAAUUAGCAUAGCUAAUACCAUGUCAGGUAGAUUUUUUAGCUGCUUAGGGCUCGUUUGGAGAAAGUAGAUUUUGUUUUCAAAGUGAAAAGUGAUAUUUAAAAAUUGGAGUGGCGUUCGACUGUUCGACCAUGAAUACAAAUUGAGUUGUUUUUGAAUUUUUGUGAGUGAUUUGGAGUGAAACAAACUUUUUUUUUUUUUUCAAAUUUCGGAAUUCAACUUGAAUAUUCUGAAAUUUUAUGGCCAGACAUGAUUUUCAGAAUUCAACUCUAGAAAAAAGUAAAAAAAAUUUGUGGACAAACUACCACUAAAACUCAGCACACCAAGAAUGGUGUUUGGGAAAGGUUAUCAUUUUACAAUCCCACAUAACUAAAACAUGUAUACGUUAUGAGUCAAUUUAUGUAUUAUUUUAUAGAGUGUAGAAGAUAGAAUAACUAAAUUCUUCAUUACUUUAACCAGCAACCAAACGACCCCCUACUGCACGAAUUAUUGAAUGUUUUGCUCCCUUGACAAUGACUCUCUACACAUUCCAGUUGAAAGGAGUUGAGCCACCAGGUUUUUCAUUUCAGAUUGUUAAUACAACCAUGGAUGAGUUCAGUCCCCGUGCUCGAAGGCGAGGUGCUUUGCUCACUUGGCAGCAUAUUGCAUCCUUGCCCCCUAGCUUAUCCGUCGUGUACUGUGGAGGAUUUAACACCCAAAAGGAAUCCACUACAGGUCGUUUUCUUCUGGGGAGAUCGAGAGAGCAUGGAGUUGUCGGUGAUAUGAGAGAUGCUUGGCCAAACGCUCGUGUGAGAAAAAAUGUAUCCCUUAUACGCACAUUUCAUGGAUUCAAAGGUACCAAACAAGGUCCACUCGAGUUCCUGAAGUUAAUAUUCCGAGCACUUUGCUUGUGCUGGGAUCGCCAAACUCAGGAUCUACAUGUUGACUGGAUCCUUUUCAGAGGCAGAUCUCUAAUACCCGUCUCGUGUGAGGUGGUAAGGGACAACAUUGAUGGCUUUUAUCCUUCUUCUCAUUAUCCUGUUUUCGCUGAGUUCAUGCUCCCUCGAUCAGUGAGGCUAAUCGAAGCAUCCCCUGAAAACGGAAGCUAAAACUAUUCCUGAAGCUUUUGCCAUUUCACUUCUUUUUUUUUGUGAAUCAUUAUUUAUUGAUUGAUUUUUAUAUGGUUCCUACAUUGUUCAAAGUUGUUUAAAGAUCCUGUUUUUCAAUUUCAGUGAGAUAAGUUGAAAGAUUUUAUUUGUAAUCUUUCUUUAAAGUUUAACAGAUGUAAAAUGAGUGAUUUGUUGGUUAGAA
Solanum dulcamara is the source of this 2018-nucleotide messenger RNA. RefSeq lists its product as uncharacterized. The transcript is spliced from 6 exons. Gene Ontology annotation, molecular function: 3'-5'-RNA exonuclease activity. The record is from RefSeq and is a predicted model, not a curated record. NCBI's taxonomy places the organism in Eukaryota, Viridiplantae, Streptophyta, Magnoliopsida, Solanales, Solanaceae. Bases 1241 to 1816 code for a protein of 191 amino acids.